AUGUAACUAUGAAACAAUAAAAUCACUAUAUUGCAAAUCCAGUAUGCCAAAAAACAAGAGGAAUCCGUAAUAUUUGUAGAAUAAUGUAUUUGUGUAGCAACCUUUCAAACACUUUGGAAGUGGACAAUGCCAAACCGAUAUAAUACAGCAUCUCUGUAAAGCUAUAAAAAAAUAUAGACGGUUUAUUCCUAACAGGUCAAACAUUACACAUUGCAGACUAAAAGCUUAUUACAUUGAUGUCAGGACCUAGCCUGUAGUUUCAGCUAGUUUUAAUUGUGUCAGCUAUGUUAUUUAGUUGUAAUUCUGUGUUACUCAUUAAGUAAAGUUAAAAUAUAUCUAAAUGUUGUUUCUAGAGUAUAUUAACAGAACCGAAGUCCCGUUUAACACCAGGUUUUUAUCAUACGUUUCAACCUCAUUAUAUUUUUCUGAUACUAAAAGCCUGGGGAUGCAAGUCCUAUUUUAGCCAAAGCACUAGUAACUAGUUUAGUUUGAUUGAACUGCUGGUCUCUGUUUCAGUCUGACACAUGUUCUUUGUCUCCGCAGACCACGGUGCGUCUGUAUCCGUUCCAGAUCCACAGCAUCGCUCUCUCCUUCUUGCCUCCAUCAUGGGACCCUUCGGAGGAUUCUUCGCCAGCGGCUUCAAGAGAGCCUUCAAGAUCAAAGAGUUUGCUAACACGAUCCCGGGUCACGGUGGCAUUAUGGACCGGUUCGACUGCCAGUACCUCAUGGCGACAUUUGUUAACAUCUACAUUGCCAGCUUCAUCAGGGGCCCGAACCCCAGCAAGGUGAUCCAGCAGCUCCUGGCGCUGCACAUCGACCAGCAGCUCCACAUCUUCAACUCCCUGUGUUGCCAUUAAUGAUGACAGGAGGCACAGCCGGGCCCUCUGUCUGAUGGACAGAACUGUGUUCAUGAUG
Messenger RNA from Trematomus bernacchii (emerald rockcod), 915 nucleotides. Its product is annotated as phosphatidate cytidylyltransferase 2-like. The record is from RefSeq and is a predicted model, not a curated record. Bases 525 to 857 code for a protein of 110 amino acids. The transcript is spliced from 3 exons. Gene Ontology annotation, molecular function: phosphatidate cytidylyltransferase activity. Gene Ontology annotation, cellular component: endoplasmic reticulum membrane. NCBI's taxonomy places the organism in Eukaryota, Metazoa, Chordata, Actinopteri, Perciformes, Nototheniidae.